This is a messenger RNA of Prorocentrum cordatum, 1279 nucleotides long. The record is from the annotation of a GenBank genome assembly. NCBI's taxonomy places the organism in Eukaryota, Dinophyceae, Prorocentrales, Prorocentraceae.
GUUGUUGCUAGUGGCCACACACGCGUCGGGACCAUCGUCCUCAUAACCACGCGCGUCCUCACCAACCCUGCCAUCAUUCUUGUCAUCAUCAUCAUCAUCGAAGCGGUGGGCUCAAGCAGCCUUGAACUCAAGAGACGGGCUCAGGCCCCGCCGAAAGGCAGCCGACCCGUCUUUCCAACCUCCCGCCAACCGCUCCCCAUGUUCCAGUCCUUGACGCCCCUCCUCCGACCUGUGCUGAUGUUGGCGUUGGCCAACUUAUGUGCCCAUGCUGCCCUGCUGCUCUACCGGCCUGGACAGCGUGGAGAACGGGGCCAGCUGGAGCUGGCGGAGGAGUACAGCGACGACCACAUGGCCCAGGGGUUCGUGCUCACCAUGCCUUUCGUGCUGCCGUGCGUGGAUUGUUCCCUUCUCCUGCUCCUCCUCCUCGUCCCCCUCCGUUUCUUAUUGCUGUGCCUCGCCCUCCUCCCCCACAUUUUGCCUCCCCGAAUCCCUCCCGCUUUUCUUAUCAAUAUAAUUGUUGUGAUUGUCCUCGUUCUGGUUUGGUUCAUCCUUGCUCCCCCUCUCGAGGACGAGGGUUUCGACUUCGAGCCCAGCCCCGUGCCCUCCAGCUUCCAGAUCGUGGCCGACAGCGCGUUCCCAGAGCUGUCCCAGUCUGCGGAUGACUCCGGCUGGCAGGUGACCGAGGCCCGCGGCGUGCUGAUCGUGAUGAAGGACAGGCUGGAGGACGCGAAGGCCCUGUACGUGGUCCAGGAGGAGGAGGAGGACGAGAGCCUCUUCGAGAGCGCGGACGGCACCAAGUGGCAGGACGGCGGGCGCGAGUCGGAGCUCGACCACGGCGGCGGGCACUUCAUCAUCCAUACCGCGGCUCCUUCUGCCACGAUGGGCCACGGCAGUGGUAGCGCGGAGAACUUCGACACGGCGGCUUGGGAGGGACAGCUGGGCGCGCAGGGCGGCACUCGCAACCCUUCUGGCAUCGCAGCGGGUGUUAGAGCAGCGGAUGGCGCCACCGAUGGCGCGAUGCAGAUCUUCGUGAAGACGCUGGCGGGCGCGACUAUCACACUGGACGUCAAACCCCAUGACACAGUCGGCACCGUCAAAUCGAAGAUUCUGGAUAGGGAGGGGAUCCCUCCGGACAUACAGCGCUUGAUCUUUGCUGGGAAGCAGAUGGAGGCUGAGCCCCCGCCCCCGCCACCCACCACAGAGUUCAAGUGCGAGUAUUGCGGCAAGAGCGGGUUCACCAACAAGGCGGGCUUCAUGGGGCACGUGUCCACCGUCAUGG